Fusarium poae is the source of this 1830-nucleotide messenger RNA. RefSeq lists its product as uncharacterized. Gene Ontology annotation, cellular component: nucleus. The record is from RefSeq and is a predicted model, not a curated record. NCBI's taxonomy places the organism in Eukaryota, Fungi, Ascomycota, Sordariomycetes, Hypocreales, Nectriaceae. The transcript is spliced from 3 exons. Gene Ontology annotation, biological process: positive regulation of transcription by RNA polymerase II; DNA-templated transcription. The coding region runs from base 1 to 1830 and encodes 609 amino acids. Gene Ontology annotation, molecular function: zinc ion binding; sequence-specific DNA binding.
AUGAGUUCUACGGCUUCUACUGUUCGGCCGCCGAACCCUGAGGAAGAAAAUACAGAGGCCAUCACCACAAGAUCUUCUUCCCAAGGUCCCUCCGGACUCGAAACGGCAGAAAUAGAGGGCCAAUUCUUCGAUCCGACAUCAAAUUUGACCUUUAUCCAUCGAGCUUGGAAGAGGCUGGCUCAGCAGAACCAGCAAACAGAUUCCGGUCUGUUGACAGGUUCUGAAAACUCUCAGCCCCUCAUGUCAGCUGGCGAUGUACCCUUCACCACCAAGGGAGACCAAAGCCUGCUGUUCGUGAGUCAACCGGCGGCUCUAGAGCUAUUCAAUUAUUAUUUCGAGAACUGUGUUGUGACUUAUCGAGUCUUGCAUCAACAAUAUUGUCAGUUGUGGUUCGAUGCUGUCAUCAACAAUUGGCACAAUGGACAACCUUUGGAGACCGACAUUGGGCACGCAAAAGCUGCUAUUGUCGUCAGUAUUCUAGCCAUUGCCAGUUUCCGCCAACACAGAAUCACAGAACAACGAUCAAUCCCAGGGAUGUCUCUACUCGCUCAACAGAGUGAACAGUACUUCCUUGCUGCAUCUGAUCUAACAGCACAAGAGACUGGGUUACCACGACUGGAAUCUGCACAGGCUCGUGUACUGCAAGUUUUGUAUUUACUACAGACUUCCCGAAUGAACCAAGCUUGGUAUGUAUUCGGAAAUACUGUGCCUAUCGUUACAGCGCUGGGUCUCCAUCGAAAGUCCAACCACUAUAGGAAUGGAGGUCGACAGCCAACAGAUUAUAUAAUCUCCGAGUGCCGCAAGCGGACCUUUUGGGUCCUUUAUACACUUGACAAAUACCUAGCAGUUGUGUUUGGUCGACCCCGAUUCUAUCACGACAACGAUACCGAUCAAGACUUUCCGGACAGGGUCAACGACGAAGAUAUGACACCACAAGGACCAUCGCUUGCCGAGCCUGCGAUGGACUGUCAUGUUGAUGCAGUAAUAUUCCAUGCGAGGAUAGCGAUAAUUAUCGAGAAUGUAUCUCGCCAAGUCUAUUCCCUCAAGAAGAUGCGAUCAGAGGAACGUCUCGCAGCCGCCCAAGACUUCAUACAACAACUCAACGAAUGGAGACAGGCUCUACCGCCUCAUUUUGGCACCGUACGCCCUUCUAGUCUCAUACCAAUAUUCUCUCGACAAUCCACAGCCUUGAAACUGGCCUACUGCCAUGCCGUGAUGCAUACCACCCGACCGUUCCUUCUCGAUCAUUCAGAAAACUGCAGUCCUGCCCUGCAGGAGUGCGUGACACAAUGCAUAAGCGCAGCAAAGCUUGCACUCGAGAUCGUUGAUUCUAUGUUCUCUGAGCAAUCGGUCUUGUUCCAUGCUUUGUGGUGGAUGCCAUACGUCACAUUCUGCGCUCUAGCAGUGGUGUAUGUUUGGGACAUACAGCAAAGGAACAAUGAGACAGCAGACUCUGACAACACCUUGCUUUUUGGUCUGGCAGAGAAAUGUCAAAAUCAUUUGGCAAGGACAAUUUCUGCUGAGUCUGCCAGCCGGAGAUACAGCAUUAUCAUCGAAGAGCUGCGUCAAGAGGCGAGACAAGGUCCGCAACAUGCCAGCAGGACAAUUCAGAUGUUGAAUUGUAACGAGGAAUCACUCCUCUCCGGCGAGCAUGAGUCUGGGACAUCCAUAGACGAGUUGGGUUCCAUGUUUGAAGAUCAGGAAUCAUCCAGCUCUGGUCUCAUGUCGAUCAUGAAUCCACUAAGUCAAUGGCAACCGACUGACUGGUUGGACCUCGACUCCUCGGCCUUUACCUUCUGCUCCCAACUUGAUGAUCUGAUGAUUUUUUAA